Messenger RNA from Biomphalaria glabrata, 602 nucleotides. Its product is annotated as temptin-like. The coding region runs from base 81 to 548 and encodes 155 amino acids. The transcript has 4 exons. NCBI's taxonomy places the organism in Eukaryota, Metazoa, Mollusca, Gastropoda, Planorbidae. The record is from RefSeq and is a predicted model, not a curated record.
UUCUCAAAGAAAUACACAUGAAAGUUUUAAAGAAUCGAGUGUUGUUGGAUGGUUGUUAAAGAUGUGAGAAACACUGCAGUAUGUCAUAUAUAAAUGGUGCAUCAUGGGACAGUCAGCUUUCUCUUUCAUUGCUACAACUUCUCACAGUCAUCAUGUAUAAGCUCAUAGUCUUUGCUGUCCUCCUUGAGGUGUGUUCUGCGUUCCCGUCCUUCAGAGGGCGUAUCCCUAAUGGAUUCAAUGUCACCAAUCCUUGCCCCAGUGGCGGCGUCUGGCAAGCUGUAGGCCAUUUUAAUUCCACAGCUGGAGGCGAGACGAAUCCAUUUGGUGAUGACUUCGCCUCUACUGGCUAUACAUGGACCGAAUCUCUGUGUAAAACAGAUUCGGACUUGGAUGGGUUGACCAACGGUGAAGAGCUCGGUGACCCCCAGUGCACAUGGCGUGUGGGCAACAACGUUGCUCUAAAUGAUCCCAAAGGACAUCCAGGUCUGUGUGAGCCUUUCUCUGCUCCAGCAUGCAAGAAUCAAAGGGAUGUUUGCAAAGAUAAUUAGAAAUGGAUAUUAAACUAGUUUUUAAUAAAUACAUUUAUUUAAAAAAACAACUUG